Messenger RNA from Juglans microcarpa x Juglans regia, 1628 nucleotides. Its product is annotated as UDP-rhamnose/UDP-galactose transporter 6-like. The coding region runs from base 345 to 1352 and encodes 335 amino acids. The record is from RefSeq and is a predicted model, not a curated record. Gene Ontology annotation, cellular component: Golgi apparatus. Gene Ontology annotation, molecular function: UDP-galactose transmembrane transporter activity; antiporter activity. Lineage: Eukaryota; Viridiplantae; Streptophyta; Magnoliopsida; Fagales; Juglandaceae. The transcript has 6 exons.
GGCAACAUCUUGCAUGAGCUCUUCAUUUCCUAACAGAAUAUCGAGAAAGGAAACCUUGUAAAAGCAGAAAGAAACCCAACAUGGAUGCCACUAUAACGUCCAAACUCCCAACGCUCUCUUCGGUCUUCUAACUGGCUGCGCCUCAACGCGGCACCACUUUCUCUCUUCUUACGUUCCAUUCCGUUUCUGCAAGCUCUCUCACUCUCUGGCUGAAGUCGCUCUCUCGCUCUCCGGCCUUAGCUCCCUCCGUUUCGCCGGUACAUGUGAUGGAUUUCUUUAUUGAAGCUGAGGGAUAACCGGAUAAGGAAAUUGCAUUGGUCAAUUCUCGGAAAUAUAAUAUAAUAAUGGCUCCGGCUGGCAAGGCUAAUGAGAGGGCUGCAGCAGAUGCAGCCGCAUGGAUGUUCAAUGUCGUCACUUCUGUUGGGAUUAUCAUUGUCAACAAAGCAUUGAUGGCUGCGUAUGGCUUCAGUUUUGCUACUACAUUAACUGGUUUGCAUUUCGCAACAACAACUCUGAUGACUGUGGUUUUAAGGUGCCUGGGAUAUAUUCAAACGUCUCAUCUACCAUUCCGGGAGCUUCUAAAAUUUGUUAUCUUUGCUAACUUCUCUAUUGUUGGAAUGAAUGUUAGUCUGAUGUGGAACUCUGUUGGAUUCUAUCAAAUUGCUAAGUUGAGCAUGAUCCCAGUGUCCUGCCUUUUGGAAGUUGUGUUGGAUAAAAUUCGAUACUCUAGAGACACGAAGCUAAGCAUAGCAGUAGUUCUACUUGGUGUUGGCGUUUGCACUGUCACCGAUGUGAGUGUCAAUGCCAGAGGUUUCAUUGCAGCCUCUAUUGCAGUAUGGAGCACCUCUAUGCAACAAUAUUAUGUUCAUUUUCUUCAACGGAAGUAUUCACUUAGCUCUUUCAACCUGUUGGGACAUACGGCUCCAGCGCAGGCUGCUUCAUUGCUGUUAUUAGGCCCCUUUCUAGAUUAUUGGUUGACAAACAAAAGAGUUGACAGUUACAACUAUAACAUAGAGUCUAUGAUGUUUAUAAUUCUUUCAUGCACUAUUGCCGUGGGGACCAACCUCAGCCAAUUCAUCUGCAUCGGCAGAUUUACGGCUGUCUCUUUUCAAGUACUUGGUCAUAUGAAGACAAUCCUUGUUCUUAUUAUGGGAUUCUUUUUCUUUGGGAAGGAGGGCCUCAAUCUGCAUGUGGUUUUGGGAAUGGUCAUAGCUGUAGUUGGAAUGAUUUGGUAUGGCAACGCCUCAUCUAAGCCUGGCGGAAAGGAGCGUCGGAGCCACUCACUCCCUACUACCCGACAACCAAAACAAAGCGGUUUAUCAGAAUCCACUGAGCUUGAUGGGAAAGUAUAAUCAGAUCAUUAGGAAUUAGGAAAACUGAGCAUUACACAGGUGGCUGAUUCCAGGAUGAUCUUAAUUAAUCAAGAUGGAAAACCACUCCACUCAUUCGUUUCUAAUUAUUCUCCAAACGUUAUGAGAUUCCUAGUUUCAUUUCUUUGUUCCGAGUUCCCCUUCUCCACCUCAAGAGAAUGGAUGUUUCUAGACAGGCUUUUACGUUUCUUACAAAAUUUUUCCCUUGCAUGAUUGUAAUUUAUAGUGAUAAAUUUUUUUGUGGUAUUUAUUUCCAAA